GGGAGUUUUCCAAUGAUUUAGAGGGUCCUCUAGAGUUUUCGUUGUUUAUCAUAUAUUGGAAAAUCCGAGAAUUUCUAACCUGAUGCGAUUUUACUCUGGGUUGUGAGAUCGACAGAAAAAAUAUUUCCCAGAAUUCAACAGAUAUAUUUUUCAACAUGGAGGACCUUAUGGUCGAAGUUUGCGGUCCAAACGGGACUUAUUACAAGGCAUUUGUGAAGAAUGUACAUGAAGAUGAAAUCCUGGUCUCCUUUGAAAACGACUGGCAACCAGAGCAGCGUGUCAAGUUUACUAACGCGCGCCUCCCACUCCCCGACCAGGGCAAACACCGUGAUUACAGGGAUGGCGAAAACGUUGAGGUGUUCACAAGCUCCAACGAGAAGGAACAGAUGGGCUGGUGGCCGGCAUUGCUGAAGAUGCUGAAGGGCGAGUUUGCAGUGAUAGAAUACAGUGGCUACGACUCAAAGUACACAGACAUAGUCCCCCUAGAGAGGGUCAGACCUGUCAACUCAAACCCACCCAUAGACAAGAACACAUUUCAUAAGUUCUCUAUAGAAGUACCUGUAGACCUACGAGAAGUGUGCCAGGAUGAGCAUGAACACGCUGAAUUUAAGAAACAUAUAGGAGGGGGAUGUGUGUGCUUUGAUCACCAGGAGGGAACACUCAAUGUCUUGUCUUUGAGCGAGUCUGUGAUAAAGAGAGCCUCCAUGUUAGCAGACAUGCACCUCAGAAAUGUCCGUCAAAAACUGAUGCUGAAGAAGAGGACAGAGGAAGCCGUUCAGAGGUUACAGAGUACCAAGAUACGUUCAGGGUACACAGAAGAGUUCCGAGUGCGGGACGACUUGAUGGGCCUGGCCAUCGGAACCCACGGUGCUAACAUUCAGCAGGCCAGGCACGUACAGGGCAUCACCAACAUAGAGCUGGAGGAGGACACAUGUACUUUUAAAGUUCAUGGAGAGUCUCAGGAAGCCGUGAAGAAAGCCAGAGCCCUGUUAGAGUACGUGGAGGAAACCUUUCAGGUGCCGAGGGAACUUGUAGCUAAGGUCAUUGGUAAAAAUGGUCGCAAUAUACAGGACAUCGUAGACAAGUCUGGAGUCGUGCGAGUCAAGAUCGAGGGAGAUAACGAAAACGAGACGCCUCGGCAGGAGGUAAUGGCGUCACUGGGACAAGUGCCUUUUAUAUUUGUUGGGACACAAGAGAGUACAGGAAAUGCCAAAAUCUUGCUAGAGUACAACUUGGACCAUUUAAAGGAGGUAGAGAAGCUACGACUGGAGAAGUUAGAAAUCGACCAACAGCUGAAGAGUUUAGCGGGACCUCAGGCGGGACCCUACUUCCCACCCCCAAGAGAAAGGAGGGGAAGUAAUGAGCCGUCUUCUGAUGACCGCGGGAGGCGAGGAACAGGAAGGGGGCGUGGCCGAGGUGGGAGGAGAUGGGCCAAUGAGAGACGCACUUACAACACAGAUGAGUCCUCCCCUGUCCCUAUCGCUGAUUGGUCAGAAGAAAUGAACGCUGAGGACAACAGACAGUCGGGCUAUUACACAGACAGUAUCCUGACCGGGCGUGGACCGAGGGGAGGUGGUGGGGGAUACCGGCCCCGGGGGAGAGGGGGCAGGUACCCCAGGGGAUCGGGCUACUCCUCCAACAGGUCAUCAGAUUUUUACGAUCAGCGUCGAUAUAGAUCAGAUAGACCCAGUUAUUCCACUAGCAGAUAUAUGGCAUACGAUACAGAUGAAUCACGGGACUUUCGUUCGCGGCGGAGGAUGACGGAUGACGACGAUACAGUAUUAGACAACGCCAGCGUCACCAGUCAGGACCAAGAUGACCAAAGAGAUCAGAGGCCCAGGAGAAGACGAAAGAAUAGAAACCGUCCCUAUGGUAACGGUAGUGCUGCCUCGGGGACGGAAACAGACAAUAGUGUAUCAAAUUACCGACCCUCAGGGGGCCGACCCCCGCAGUUUCAGAAUGACUCUUCCUCAAACUUUGUGAAUUCAGUGAAAACUGAACCCUCAAAAGUUAAAACUGAGCCUGAAUCCAAACCGCCUGGACUGUCCAAGGAAGAUAACUCUGAUAGAAUUAAUAGUGCAAAGUCUAGCAGCCAGUCAAGUAAACCGAGCCCGAAACCAGGCUCAGCCCCGCCCAGGGAACAGAGGAAACCUGCUGCGCCCAAGUACUCUGCUUCAGCACGGAACGGGACGAGUGGGUCGGAAUCCGACUCCAAAGCGGCUAAAAACAAGAACAAUACCCCUAGUGGUAAACCAACCGCUAGUGGUCAACCAACCGCUAGUAGUAAACCAACCUCUAGUACUAAACCAAAGGAGCAGAUGGUCAACGGAGAGUAACAAAGUGCCAUGGAGAUACUUAACUGACGAGAUUAGUAGUAUUUUUAGCUCUUACAGUUGAGCAUGCCAUCUACUCGUAUGUACCUUUUUAUCCUCCUUCCACAGGAGAACGCUUUGUUGCCUAGAUUAACCAGAUGAGACAUUGUUUACAGUUUGUGGUUCCUGUCCUCCUGAUUGGGAGGCCAUGUUUGCUAUGCAAUAUUUGUCCUUACGUCUACCAAGGGACUUGCUGUCUUGUUAGAUUAAUUCAUGUAGAGAAGAGACAAAAGACUGUUCCGUCACGUAAAUGAUAUUUGUGAGUUAUCCUCUGAACCUGUGGAAUUCCAUUUUUUUUUUUUAACUCGAAUUAAUUUCUGUCCCAAAGUAUGUGUAUAUGUAUUGUUUUUGCAUAAUAAGUUGUUAAUUCAUAUUUUGUAGAAAUGAUGUGUAAAAUGUUUGAAUUAUUUUUGAAUUGCUAUCAACUUUUAAGAAACAAUGAUACUGUUAUGGUGUUCAUGGAAGUUGUGACUUUUGUGACACUGAAUGAAAGUAAGACUGCUGAUAUUUUACUAUACACAUGAUACAUGUUAAGAUAAUUUUUGUUUUUAUAUUUUAUGUCAGAUCUGUCCAAAAAGAGUAAAAAAAAUUAUUAAAAGUCUUGCACUUUCAUAGUGGCACAGCUGAAAUUAUUAUAAACAUGAUAAACAUUUAUCUUUUUAUGAAAAAUAUAUGGAAUUUCUUUGUUUCCAAUUAUGGAUUUUGAAAAACACAUUACACCUUUAUCAUAAAAAGUGAUUUUAAAAAAAACCCUUUCAACAGUUAGAUGUCAAGCUCUUAAAUCUUGAUUAUGGGUGUCAACAUAUGUACAUGAAUAUGCAUUUAAAGCUGGUGGAGAAAGUGAUUUGAUUCACAAACUUUUAUUUUUUAAAUUCAAUCUGUUCAGCUUUUCUUGAUUGUUUACACACACACAGAUUCAGAAUUGACAAUCAUCUAUAAAUAAUCUUCCUAUUCAAACUAUUUCAGAUUGGGGUCCUAUUUUUGUACAAAGAUGGAUGUUGUGGUACACCGUGGGUAUAUUUUUACAAAAUGAUAAUAACUGCACCGAAUUCUACUCAAACUUGUUUUCUCCAGACACUUAAUGUGUUAAAGAAAAUUUUCCUGAUUGAUGUAUUGAAAUUUGAGGCACAAGUUUUGUGACUUAUGUUAGACAUGUUAUUUUUCAUUUUUUUUUUUUUUUUUACCAUUAAACCAAAAAAAAGAAGAAUGUAUUCAUAUUAGUUUUGACUUGUAAAUGUAUUUUGCUUUGUCUUUAUGGGAAACCAAAAAUGUGAAAGCUGUGUGCAUUCUCUACUGUUUAUUGUUGAUUGAAAUGUAGAUAAAAAAUGAAUUACCCAUAUUAUAGAAUAUAAAGGUCACCUUAGCCAAAUCUGACCAUAAACUUGUCUUAUUAACCUUGAACUGUGACCUUGUCUAUUUCUAAACAUGUGAAAUUUCUUACAUUUGAUGCAUGAAUUGAGAAAAAUAUUUGUUGAUCUGUGAUGAACAGUGUCUAUCAACAUGGUACUCUCUACUGAUAAAACUUUGGUUUGUGUUUAAACUCGAAAUGGUUUGUUUUAGUAAAAAGAAUGAUUUCAUUUCAUUUCAUACUAAAGUCUUGUUGAUGUAUACUUUUUCACAAAACCUCUGUGCAAACAAAGAGUUGAUAAUUUUGGGGUGUAAUUUUGCAUGCAUGACCUUUCUAUUAAAUUGUUUGUGUGAAAUGUUUCCAAACCAAAGACAAUGCACUGUUAUUUUUUUCUUUUAAAUUUGAGGUCAAUGAAGUUAUUGUAGAAUGAUUGAUGAAUUAUUUGAAUCUAUAUUUUUCAUAUAAGUAUUGACUUCUUCAUGAUUUGUAUACUCUACUUAAUAUACAUUAGUUUAAUUGAUACAUUUAUCGUUUAAUUGAUACAUUUAUCAGGAACUUCAAAUGAAAAAAAAAAAAUAUUUGUUCAAAUGUAUUUUAUUCAAUGUAACAUUGUUAGUUGAUUCAUGCUUCAACAUAAUGAAAUUGAUGCAUCAAAAUAGGUUGAUUUGUGCUUUUGAUAUGCAUGUAAUAUCAAGAUCAAAAUGGGUCAAUGUCAAAGUAGGUCAAUUUAUGCUUAAGCAUAUAUUUGUCGAAAUCCGUCAGUUCAUUCUUCUGCAUGUUAAGAUCAAUGUGUUUAACUAAAUGUAUAUAAUGCUUCACCAUCUUAAAAUCAAUAUGCUUAACAAUGCAUGAAUGAUAUACUCCAGUAUACAUGUAUAAUACCUGAAAUGUACAGACAUAGGCAAUAUCAUUUGUAAAUUUUGUAGUUUUUAAAUUCAAGUGAAAAAAUAGUCUUAGAAAGGCAUUAAUUGGGAAUAAAUGUUGAGAUAAACUCAUGCUGCCAAGGGCAGCUAACUCAUGCAGUACCCAACAAAUAUAUCUCAAAUUCAUCCAUUGGAACUGCUUAAAAAUUAGCAUAUCACUGUCUUAGUUGUUAUUUAAUCUUAGUUGUUAGUGAACAAACUUUUCAAAGCAAAUGGCUGGCUGUGUGUAAUUGUAUAUUGGCUGCCUGUUUAUACCAGAGGGUAUUUACUGUUACAAGACCCCAGGGUUUUGUACAGUUACCAAGUUGUUUCAUUUGUUACAUUGUUAUUACAUGAUUGCAAUUGAUUACACUUGUAAUGUUGAAAUCACUAGUGAGGUUGUUAACACUGCUUUUUGUAUUCUCUGAAUGGAGUGUGUGGUAGACAUCUUAAGUUUAGUUUGUGAGGUGAAUUUAUUGCAAGAUUGCAGACAUUUCUUAAUUUAUUUCUCAUUCUAGGCCAUUCAUUUGUAGUUUUCCUUCCAUCCAAUGCGAAUUAUUCUCUCUUUUUUUUCUUUUUUAAUAAAACAUUGCUAAGAUUG
Molecule: messenger RNA, 5223 nt
Organism: Magallana angulata
Lineage: Eukaryota; Metazoa; Mollusca; Bivalvia; Ostreida; Ostreidae
Product: RNA-binding protein FXR1-like
Exons: 18
Coding region: 156-2336 (726 amino acids)
Biological process (GO): regulation of mRNA stability; anterograde axonal transport; positive regulation of translation
Cellular component (GO): neuronal cell body; postsynaptic density; dendritic spine
Molecular function (GO): protein homodimerization activity; mRNA 3'-UTR binding; translation regulator activity
Source: RefSeq, a predicted model, not a curated record